AUGGACCGUUCGUCCUUGUAUUCAGAUUCGGAUGGUCCGGAUUCGGAAGUGAAAAAGUUGAAAAGGAGUAUGACAUUGGAUUUUAAUUCCAGCUCUGCGACAAAACAGAAGAAGCUGGCGACCGUCUUAGCCUCGCCAGAUCUUAACUUGUUGAAAUUAGCUUCUCCGGAGCUGGAAAGGAUGAUUAUUCAAGCUAAUGGAUUAGUGACCACAACGCCAACACCGACACAGUUCGUAUUUCCGAAGUUUGUAACAGAGGAACAAGAGGCAUACGCUAGAGGUUUUGUUGAUGCCUUAGCAGAACUUCAAGGCAGCGGAGCCCUCACGGUAAAUCCAAGAACGCAAGAACUCACAAGAACAUUUACAACUUUAACAGCGCCAACUGCACUUUCACAAAGCGCUGCUGUCCCUACAGUAGCUGCUGUACCAAUUUUCUCGUCAGCCAGUGAACUGCUUACAUCUUUGCCAGGGGGUCAAAUGAGUAGAGGUCCCACUAGUGUCAGCCCUCCAAGAUCUGCAGAUUCUGACUCACACUCUCGGCUCAAUUUGCCCGUGCUUACAAAUGAACUGGAUGUAAGGAUACCGGAAAUAAAAGAGGAACCACAAACGGUACCGUCUCUGGGUACAUCGCCACCCUUAUCACCCAUCAACAUGGAGUCUCAAGAAAAGAUCAAGCUUGAACGAAAACGAGCCCGUAAUAGAGUUGCAGCACGUAAAUGUCGUACACGAAAGUUAGAGAGGAUUUCACGACUGGAAGACCGUGUGAAUGAACUUAAAGGACAAAAUAAUGGCCUUGUUACCACAGCCUCAAGUUUGAGGGACCAAGUUAUGAAACUCAAACAGAAAAUCGUGGAGCAUAUGAACUGUGGAUGUCAAAUUGUGACACCUGUGCUUCAGAAUAUGGCAUAUUAG
Molecule: messenger RNA, 912 nt
Organism: Candidula unifasciata
Lineage: Eukaryota; Metazoa; Mollusca; Gastropoda; Stylommatophora; Geomitridae
Source: the annotation of a GenBank genome assembly